CGCUUGCAGCCAGUUCGGGUCCAGCAAUUGGAGACGAAGUGGAGUGGUCAGUGCGCGCGCAAUUACAGGCUGUGUGAGAAACAAAAUGGUGACCGCCCUGCUGCUUGCGUCUCUUAUUUUGAGCGUCACAGAGUCACAUGAUCAUCAGCAUCACCACGGAACGCAGAAUACGACACCGCCUUUCAGCAAUGUCUCCAUCACAACGUACAGUGGAAGCAGGAGGAAAGGUAUGGAGUUAGGAUGCCAUGAACUCAGAUCCAAACGCUAUAUAUCGGAUGGCCUGUGCACAACCCCGAAACCAAUCAACGAAGUGGUAUGCGCUGAUUGGUGCAUCAUGCCCCCGGGACAAAUGCCUGGACAACAGUCACCUACUUUCAUGUCAAAAAUUGACUGGCGAGAAUGGGCAACCAGACAGAAACAAAAGAAAACGAGCUCCGUCAUGCCCAGCCCGUUCCUAAUGGGCAAUGACACCAUAGCAACGCUGAUGCCCCAAAAAUGGCGGUGUGUGGACGGAACCGCCAAGAAGAGGAGAGUAACGCUCAUUUGUAAAGAUGGGUCACGACGAAUCUACCGCGUGAAGGUGGUCAAACGGUGCAAGUGUACGAAGAAACACAUGAAGCAGCAGGACAAAAGGAAAAAAACCCGACGUCUGGACCAGUCUAAGAAGCGUAUUGCUUGAGUACACACUGCAUUAUAUCAAGUGUUUACAAAAACAGUAGAUGCCAACUACGAAAAUAAAUUUGUUUCCGGAUUAUGGAGCGCCCCCAUGAGACUUGCUUUCUGUAUCGUUUCAAAUUUUACCGAUCGUUCGACAGAAAUUGAAGUCGAUGGGUCAGAUAGUUUACUUGGAUUGCCGUCUUAGGGCAAAACUUGGUAGUGAAGAAAGACGGGGACAUGUGUUUUUAUCAGUUAAUGUGUUUCAAUGCAAGUAUGGGAGAUAUUAUGUGAACUUCUGUUUUUAAAUGUCAACUGCAGUGAACUCCCCGUUAUCAGGCAUAUAUGUGGAAUGCGGUGUGACGGUUACAUAGAUCUGCCGGUUGCAUGAGAAAAACAAUUCAUAAUUUUCACCCUUUCCCAGUCUUAUAUUUUUUUUUCGAAGUCAAAACAACACCUUUACACUUUAGUUUCUUAGGUAGUGAUGAGUGAAAGAUUUUGUGUGAGCUGUAAUGGUCGUAAUGGCACUUGCAUGAGGGAGAAUGGGCAGCGCUACUAGUAGCGGCUGGGAAAACUACCACGUGGUUGGUGAACAUACGCGUAUCACGGGUAUGUAUAAGCACUGCCACUCUAAUGGGAAGGUGUGUGAAAGUGUCUAAUUGAUUCUACACAAGUGUUUUAGGGAUGUACAAGUACACUGAACAAGUUCAAGUACCCAUUCUUCACUCGGCAUAUGGUUGCUUUCCUUGUUAAUAUUACAGUACUGGCCAAUAGUUGGAAGGAAUUCAGAAGGAAUAGCACUAUAAUCAAGAAAUUGAAAUUUGCUCAUGUAACUAAUAAUGUUAAAAAGGGCUGGGAAUGAGGAUUCAGAUCACUUCAAAAAACCCUAAAGCAAUAACUUGCUCAGACAUCACUUCAGCAGACAUGAUUACCUUACACGUUGGUAAGAGUGUGAAUAAAUUUGAAAACAUCUUUCAGUAGUCUCUAUUACAUUUGCAGUAGGAAACGGGGUAUUGAAAAGUCACAUUUUUAUAUAUACUAAAUGGCAGCUUCUGAUUUCAGAUUAUAGUACUGAACUUGAUUUAAUGAACUGUUAUGGGCAUGUGCUAGAUGCCUGUUUUAAAGAAAAUCUUUCAAAUCUGUAAGAAUUGAUUUUCAUUCUAUGAAAGAUACUAAUUACAUUUUGCAAAUCAAAAUAUUAUGAUCAUUCAUGAGAUUAAAAAAUACACAAAAACAAAUGAUUGUAGGAUUUGAAAUUCUCACAGGAAUGGUUAUGAAGAGUUCUGGGAUAUGACAGUAUUUAUAGUUAUCCAACGUUUCAGUGGAACAUGUCACCCCCAUCUUCGGGGCUGAAGAAUAAGUGAAGCAAGUCACCUCUAUCUCCACCCUCCUCAAGAUGGAGGUGACAUGUUCCUCCAAAACAUUGAUUGACUUUCUGUGGACUACUUGACAUUAUAAGCCAGAAGUGAGAACUCUUCAAAUGUUUGUUCAUUCAUCAUGUGCUACCAUAUUAAACUUUCAGAAUUUGUUAACAUAAUUAUUACAAUAUAGUUAAUCUGGUUACUCUUAGGAUUUGUUACCAAAAUUACUAUAAUAUGGUUAAACUGGUCACAGUUCAUUGCUGUGUUGAAUGUAAACAAGUAAUAAGAUCUGACAUCUGCUGAACAUGACACUAAAAUUGUUCAGAUCCAACUAAUGCCACAAAAUUAGGCAGUGCAACUUAAAGGUUGCAUACAUUUCAUCAGCUGUCUUCAUCAAUAAAAUCGUUCAUAUGCUAAAAAGUGCUUGCCAUAUUAUAAGAAUGUGAAUAUUCAUUUGUUUACAAACUAUAACACAGAAUGUCUCCAACAGCCACUGUGUCCUACAGAGAAAAUGGUAUGCCUUGCACUGAAAUUUCCACAAGCAAAGUCAUUCAUGUAAAACAUGCAGCUAUGUCACCAUUAGAGUCUUCUUCAACAGCAAAAUGGGUAUAUAUCCAGAGGGAAUACAUAUUCACUGAAAGCAUUCUAUUUCCUCAGAUGGUUACUUUUGAAUCAGAUGUAAUGUUUUGAAAAGCAUUAAUUUUCUGCACAACCAGGAAAAGAAAAAUAUCAAGAGAAGGCUCACUUCACUCUGGGAAGCCCACCGUCAGUACUCCAACAAUUAGGAACUGGUAAUAAAUUAUCUCUAUGUUAAAUACCAUCCACUGUUCAUUACUGAGUUUUACCUUAGAAAUAAUAUUUUGUCAGGCACACACUUGGGACUUAAUGGAAGCAGUUUUUUCUGUUUAAUCUUUUCACCUUUCUUGCAGAUUAUAAUUACCUUUUCUUCCUACCCUUCAGUUGCUUGCUGAAAGUAUCUUAAUUUCAGCUGAAGAUAGGCUGAUAACCAUUCAACUAAACAAGCUAUCAGGGCCUUUGCAUACAGAAUCUUCAUAAAAUUAUUCACCUCUGGAAAAUCAGAAUACCUCCCAGAUGUAUUUCUGUCUUCAGAAGUAUACAAUGCAUCAACAGAUUAUAUCAACAUAAUUUGUGCUUACAAACUGGAACAGCAUUAACUGCCUUAUGAUUACAGCAGUGAAAAGGUGUGUAGAAAGUUCAAAAUUAUAGGUAAUAAUUUUCAGAAUUAAAACUGCACACUUCAUUGAGUCCUGUAAACACCAGAAGACACA
This is a messenger RNA of Cryptotermes secundus, 3304 nucleotides long. Its product is annotated as sclerostin domain-containing protein 1. The transcript has 3 exons. Gene Ontology annotation, molecular function: BMP binding. Bases 86 to 679 code for a protein of 197 amino acids. Gene Ontology annotation, biological process: negative regulation of Wnt signaling pathway; negative regulation of BMP signaling pathway. Lineage: Eukaryota; Metazoa; Arthropoda; Insecta; Blattodea; Kalotermitidae. The record is from RefSeq and is a predicted model, not a curated record.